Exophiala spinifera is the source of this 378-nucleotide messenger RNA. RefSeq lists its product as uncharacterized. The transcript has a single exon. The coding region runs from base 1 to 378 and encodes 125 amino acids. NCBI's taxonomy places the organism in Eukaryota, Fungi, Ascomycota, Eurotiomycetes, Chaetothyriales, Herpotrichiellaceae. The record is from RefSeq and is a predicted model, not a curated record.
AUGGUGUAUGUGACACCCGUCGAUUACGCAAACGAAGCACGCCAGGAGCGCGACCGCCUCGUCGCCGAAGGCGUCGAUCCAGAUUCAAUCAUUCUGACGAGCGAGGUUGAGAACCACGUUCCACAACGAGAGGACCGUCAGUCAUCGGUCGACUUCGCUGCAAGCUGGGUUGAGACCCUACGAGCCAUGACCGGCCAGGGCAUCACCAUAUUAAAUGAUCAAUCGACUGCUGACGUCGUACCGGGUGGCUAUUUCACUCCAGACGGCAGGUACUUUGAUUUAGGGCCAGGCUCGGAGCAACCAAGGGGGAGUAUCGAGAGUUUGUCCAGUGGUGGGAGAGAGCUUCAGCAGCGAGCGAGCCAGAAGACGUGCCUUUGA